UUUCUUCCGGUAGGAAAUGUGCCUUUGAAUGGAUGUUAGCUAGCAGCUAACAAACCGAGGCGUGUAAAAAUAUGAAACUUAAAUUAACGCAUGGUGCAUUUUUGUUCGCGUUUCUCGAGCCUGUCGCUGAAUAACUUUGUUUUCCAGCUGAGUUGUGCUUAAAUGGUCAGUUGUCUUCUCAGUUCUCGCGUAUUGUCCUGUUCUACAGCCUACAUGGAGGGUUCGUCGUUUCGGUUUUCUGCCCCCCAGGACGGAGCAGUAGGCCCGGCGGAAAGGAGGGAUUCCGACACAGACCUCACCCGGGACACGAGAACUCAUUUUCGUGUGUGUCGCUUUAUAAUGGAGACAGGAGUGAAGCUCGGUAUGCGCUCGGUGCCCGUGGCCACAGCUUGUGUGUUGUAUCACAGUUUCUUCCAACGUGCCAGCGUCCGUCAGUAUGAGCCCUACCUGGUGGCCAUGAGCUGCGUGUACCUGGCUGGAAAAGUGGAGGAGCAGCACAUCAGGACCCGGGAUAUCAUCAACGUUAGCCACAGGUACUUCAACAAAGGCAGCGCUCCUCUGGAAUGUGACAAGGAGUUCUGGGACCUCAGGGACAGUGUGGUGCAGUGUGAGCUCCUCAUCCUCCGACAGCUCAACUUCCUCGUCUCCUUUCAACAUCCUCACAAGUAUUUACUCCACUAUCUGCUCUCUGUGAGGUCGCUUGUAAAUCGCCACGCUUGGUCUCGAACCCCUGUGGCCGAGACUUCCUGGGCGCUGCUCAGAGACUGCUACCACGGAGCCAUGUGCAUUCGACACACACCGCAACACAUUGCCAUAGCAACCCUGUACCUGGCCCUGAACAGCUAUGGUGUGGAGCUGCCUGUCGGCGAGAGAGAGUGGUGGCAGGUGCUGUGUGAGGAUGUAACCAGAGCAGACAUCGACGCCGUCAUCUCGGACCUUCUCCAGCUCUACGACAUGGAGGCCAAGUGUCUAUGAGGCGCACGCCUGCAAAGCCAUGUGAAAGGUUGUGUUUGUGUCUGUGCGGCACAAACGUGUGUGCGCAGUUCUGCACGGUGGAGCAUCAGGAUUCACGUGCAUCUGGGAUGAGUGUGUUGGUGAUGGAGAGCUUUGUGAUUCCUCGUCUGAUCCAUAGUGUUCAGAGAAACAUUGCUGCAGUGCCAUUUCUGGCCACAUGGGGGAGACAUUUUUCACGUUUUUGGACUCAACCUUUCCUGAGAUUGAUGUGCUCCAGAUUUUUCUUUCUCUCCCAUCUCAUCCACACAUGCACAUGGCAACAGUCUCAUCCACGCAGGAUGUGGUUUUAACUACAAACUCAUCAACCAGUUUCAUGUUUAGCUGCAAAUACCAGUACUACUGGAGCUGCGUUAGUCAUGCCCACUCCGCCAGACUAACCUUAACAGUAUUAAGGAUAAAUAUUAGGAAAACAUUUUAUACUUGACACUCUAAGUUAAUCCUGACAGAUUUUAUUUUAUGUGAUAUUAUAUUCACAUUUGAACUGCACUGAUUAGCUGAUAAGCUUGUUCAGCUGUAGUCCCAGUGUUAUUGUCAGAUAUUUGCCAACUGAAGCACCUGUUGUUUUAUUAGAUCUUUUGUGUUCUGCAUCACCACCAUUUAAAGAGAGUUGUGGUUUAAAUGCAGUUUUAUUAAACUUUUAUUCCGCAGUGGUAA
Molecule: messenger RNA, 1668 nt
Organism: Melanotaenia boesemani (Boeseman's rainbowfish)
Lineage: Eukaryota; Metazoa; Chordata; Actinopteri; Atheriniformes; Melanotaeniidae
Gene: ccnq
Product: cyclin Q
Exons: 5
Coding region: 163-975 (270 amino acids)
Biological process (GO): regulation of transcription by RNA polymerase II
Cellular component (GO): nucleus
Molecular function (GO): cyclin-dependent protein serine/threonine kinase regulator activity
Source: RefSeq, a predicted model, not a curated record